UCUCCCCCACUGCCCAUAUAUAGGAACUCCUCACACUGUCUUCCUUCUCUCUCUAUAUACAUUUUCCCAUAAACUCUCUCUCUCUCUCUCUCUAAAAUUCUUUCCAUACCAUACAACUCUCUCUAUAUCUCCCUAAAAUUCACAUUCUUCUUCUAUUCUACUUCUCCACAAUCCACAUUUGGUUUUUAUUUCUAUUUUUAUUUGGUUUCUCUCUCUAGUUAGAGAAAUAAAAAUAAAGAAAAGAAAAAGAAAAAGAAAAUGGGAUACGGCAGGCUUGGAUCUGUGGAGCCUGGCUCGUCACAGCCCGAGCCACAAGACGACGCCGUCUCAAUGCCGACAAGAAGGCGGAAGCUGAAACUGCUUUUAGUCCUCUCCGCAGUAUUCAUCGUCGCUUCGGCCGUGUCGGCCGGAAUCGUUGUUGGACUACGAACCAAAGGCUCGGACAAAACCAAAGCUCCCGGGCUUCGAAAGCCCACCCAAGCCAUAUCCCGAACCUGCAGCAAAACUCGGUACCCGAGUCUCUGUGUCAACUCGCUCCUCCAGUUCCCGGGUGCACUCAGCGCCCAGGAGCCCGAUUUGGUUCACAUCUCCGUCAACAUGACCCUCCAGCGCUUCGACCGAGCGCUCUACGUCGUGUCGGAGUUCAGCAACGUCAAAAUGGCGACACGUGUACGGUUCGCAUACAACGACUGCCUCGAACUCCUGGACGACUCGGUGGACCUGCUCACACGGAGUCUCGGCUCCGUCGUACCAGCACGAGACGGAACACUGGCGGGGUCCAAGGCCGACGUGAUGACGUGGCUGAGCACCGCGCUGACGAACCAGGACACGUGUACGGACGGAUUCGAUGAGGUCAAUGGGUACGUGAAGGAUCAGAUGCUGGCGAGGCUGAGCGACUUGUCGGAGCUGGUGAGCAAUUGCUUGGCGAUUUAUGCUGCGACCGACGACGAGGACUUCACCGGAGUUCCGAUUCAGAAUCGCCGGAGGCUGAUGGGUUCCUCGCCGGAGAGUGGUGAAUUGCCGGGGUGGUUGAGUAAGAGAGAGAGAUCGUUGCUUGACGUGCCGGUGACGGCGAUACGGGCCGACAUUGUGGUGUCGAAGGACGGAAAUGGGUCGGUUAAGACAAUAUCGGAGGCGAUUAAGAAGGUGCCGGAAUAUAGUAGUCGCCGGACGAUCAUCUACGUGAAGGCCGGAAAGUACGAAGAGAAUAAUUUGAAGGUUGGGAGGAAGAAAAUGAAUGUGAUGUUCAUAGGAGACGGGAAGGGCAAGACGGUAAUUUCAGGGGGGAAGAGCGUAUUUGAUAACAUGACGACAUUCCACACCGCAUCUUUCGCUGCUACUGGAGCCGGAUUCAUUGCCCGGGACAUGACAUUCGAGAACUGGGCAGGACCAGCCAGGCACCAAGCGGUGGCUCUCCGAGUAGGGGCGGACCACGCGGUGGUAUACCGGUGCAACGUCAUCGGCUACCAAGACACAUUAUAUGUCCAUUCUCAACGCCAAUUCUUUCGAGAAUGUGACAUAUAUGGAACUGUGGACUUCAUAUUCGGUAAUGCAGCAGUUGUCUUCCAAAACUGCACCAUGUAUGCUCGAAAACCCAUGCUCGGCCAAAAGAACACCAUCACCGCCCAAAAUCGGAAGGACCCUAAUCAGAACACCGGCAUUUCGAUCCACGCCUGCAGACUCCUAGCUACACCGGACCUGCAAUGGUCGAAAGCUAACUUCUCAACAUAUUUAGGCCGUCCAUGGAAGAUGUACUCGAGGACCGUGUACUUGCUAUCACAAAUGGGGGACCACAUUCACACUAGGGGAUGGCUAGAGUGGAAUGCAACAUUUGCUCUUGACACAUUGUACUAUGGUGAGUACAUGAACUACGGUCCCGGCGCGGCCGUCGGCCAACGGGUCGGUUGGCCGGGGUAUCGGGUGAUCAAUUCGACAGUCGAGGCGAGCAAGUUCACGGUGGCACAAUUCAUUUUUGGAUCAUCGUGGUUACCAUCCACCGGGGUGGCAUUCUUAGCUGGACUAUCUGUUUAGAUUACACUUUGUACUAUAUAGGUAACAAUUGAUACGCUAAACCGUUUAACGGAUGGGAAAAUAUGUUUCCUCGUUCGAUAUGGUAUAAUGUUUGUUUUUAUUUUUUGAUAAUGUAUUAAUAAUUAUUCAAGUAA
Cornus florida is the source of this 2165-nucleotide messenger RNA. RefSeq names its product probable pectinesterase/pectinesterase inhibitor 61. The coding region runs from base 259 to 2031 and encodes 590 amino acids. The record is from RefSeq and is a predicted model, not a curated record. The transcript is spliced from 3 exons. Gene Ontology annotation, biological process: cell wall modification. NCBI's taxonomy places the organism in Eukaryota, Viridiplantae, Streptophyta, Magnoliopsida, Cornales, Cornaceae. Gene Ontology annotation, molecular function: pectinesterase inhibitor activity; pectinesterase activity.